GCGAGCUUCGGGCCUUCGGCGUCUGGCGAAUGGGAUUUUUAAAUCCCCCAAUGCUUCUGCAUCCUCCGAUUGGCAAUCGACGGGCGAGGCAAUCCUUGCCUGGAACGCAGCGGAGUCCACGUUCAGUGUCUCCCCCGAUUAGGCAUCGGAGACAAUGCGGCGUGACGCGAUGUGAUGUGGGCAUGGAUUCCUAGAACUCCACGAGAGUAGCGACCGCGCACUCCCGUUCCCGGUGACCGAGUGCUCUGAUUUAGUACAAGGUAGAGUCAGAAGUUUCAGAUUUUGGAGGAUCGAGCGUGGGAGCGUGCGAAAGUUAGGCUUUUGAAGGGAUUUGUUUUCUCGGCGAUGCUUUUUUUGCUCCUUCACCGUUCGAACGGUGGUUCUGUGCGGGCAACGAGCUGAAGCAAUUCCAUCCAAGUUUCUGAAUGGUCAUUUUUUAGUAUGUUGAUGCGAUGAAGUUUCUUAUCCAAACAUCAAGAGCAUUCUACCAUGGGCUGUUGCUUCUGCCUUUACUCUCAUUUGGUUCUGCUACAGAGCUUGAGUUUCCCCUCUGUGAUUGCGAUGGUGACAGACUGUGGAGCAUUGAGGGAAUCCGAAACUGCCAGAAAGCGAGCGACUUGUUGAUUGCAGCUGCAUAUUUCUCCAUUCCACUUGAACUAUUGUACUUUGUUACAUGCUCAAAGCUGUUCCCCUUCAAAUGGAUCCUUUUUCAGUUCAGCGCAUUCAUAGUUCUUUGCGGAAUGACCCACUUGCUCAAUGUGUUCACAUACAAGCCCCAUUCCUUCCUCUUAGUGUUGGCUCUCACCAUUUCCAAAUUCCUCACAGCACUUGUCUCCUUCUUGACUGCAAUAACCCUCUUGACUUUGAUCCCUCAGCUUCUAAAAGUCAAAUUGAGGGAGAAUUUUCUGAGGCUAAAAGCUCAUGAACUGGACCAGAAAGUAGGGCUGAUGAAAAGGCAGGAAGAAGUGAGCUGGCACGUGCGAAUGCUUACUCAAGAAAUCCGAAAAUCACUAGAUAGGCACACCAUUUUGUACACUACCCUGGUUGAACUCUCAAAGACUCUACAGCUGCAAAAUUGUGCUGUGUGGAUGCCAAAUGAGAGUAAGUUGGAGAUGGUUCUUACUCACGAGCUGAAUAGGAGCUCUUCUGACUUUUGUAUACGUUCGAUUCCUAUGCACGAUCCAGAUGUGUUUGAAGUCGAGAAGUAUGAUGGAGUCAAGAUACUGAAGCCUGAUUCUACACUAGGUUCUGCAAGCAGCGGCGCAGCUGGUGAAUCAGGGGUUGUUGCUGCAAUUAGGAUGCCUAUGUUGAAAGUUUCUAAUUUUGAAGGUGGAACACCUGAGGUUUUUCAAGCACACUAUGCUAUAUUGGUUUUGGUUCUCCCUAAGAAUGAUACUAGAAUUUGGAGCCACCAUGAGCUAGAGCUGAUUGAAGUUGUUUCUGAUCAGGUUGCUGUUGCCCUGUCCCAUGCUGCAGUUUUAGAGGAAUCACAUGUGAUCAGAGACAAAUUGGUAGAGCAAAACAAAGCUUUGUUACAGGCAAAGCAAAAUGUAAUGAUGGCAAGCCAGGCAUGGAACUUAUUCCAGAAGGUCAUGAGCCAAGGAAUCAGGAGGCCUAUCCAUUCGAUCGUGGGUCUCCUGUCACUCAUGCAACAAGCAAAUUUGUCUCUUGAACAGAGGCUGACAGUGAAUGCUAUGGCAAAAACGGGUAAUGUGGUUUCCACUUUGAUCAAUGAUGUCAUGGUGAUUAACAGGGAACACUUUACAUUGGAAAUGAAGCCAUUCCAGCUACAGUCACUGAUCAAGGAAACUGCUUGUGUUGCUAGGUGUCUUUGUGAUAGUAGGGGAUUUGGUUUUGAAUUUCUGGCUGAGAAUAUGGUGCUUGGUCAGGCUAUUGGUGACGAGAGGCGGAUUCUUCAUGUUUUGUUGCAUAUAAUUGAUGGUUUGCUGAAUGAAUUCAAUGGUGGAUGUUUGACUUUUUGUGUAAGGAGUGAUUCAGAACUAGCAGAUUGGGAAGAUGCAAGAGGGAUUUGGAAAUCAAGAGUACCAAAUGUGUAUACCUUCCUGAAGUUUGAGAUUACAAUCACACAAUCAUUUGGCCUGUAUUCAAACACAUUAGUUCAGUUCAACAGAAAGCCUUGCAGGGAGGGGUUUAACAUUGGUUUCAGCUUCAGCAUGUGUAAAAAAAUUGUGCAGCUGAUGCAAGGAGAAAUCUUCAUAGUUCCGAGUUCAGAUGGGCUACAGGAAUGUGUAACAUUGAUUCUCCGCUUACAGAAGCAACUUUCCAUGCUAAUUUCUGAAUCAGGAGCUUCUUCAGAGAGUCAUCAUUCAUAUUCCUCUCUUUUAGAAGGCCUCAAAGUUUUAAUUGUGGAUGACAGUGCCAUCAAUAGAGUUGUAACGCAAAAGCUUCUGAAGAAGCUUGGCUGCUGUGCCUUUUCUGUAUCAUCUGGUACUGAAUGCCUGAUCUAUCUCGAUUCCUUUGACCAACAAUUGCAGCUGGUUAUUUUGGACCUCAGCAUGCCAAAUAUGAAUGGUUAUGAAGUUGCCACGAAAAUUCGUAGUUCAAGAGAUGGGUGUUGGCCUUUGAUUAUUGCUUUCACAGCAAGUACUGAUGAUCAUGUUUGGAAGAAAUGCAUGCAGUCAGGGAUGAACGGUCUGAUCCGGAAACCUGUUCUUCUACCAGAACUAGAGAAGGAGAUCCUGAGAGUGUUUGAAAUAAACUGUCAGUUUCAUUCACAAUAAAUUUUUGUUGAAGGCAGCAGCAUGUUGACAUUACAACUAUUUUGAUUAAUCGAUUCUAUAUGAUAUAUGUCUUAUCAAAGGAUACUUCUUAGUGCCAGCUAUUUCAGCAAUUUAUUUUAUCAGCCUCACUUCUUGUCCACUAACUGAGGUUUAUCCAAGAUGAUGCUUCAAUCAUUCGACAAAACUUCCAUCAUCCUGGCUCAUUAUAGGUAGG
Molecule: messenger RNA, 2955 nt
Organism: Zingiber officinale
Lineage: Eukaryota; Viridiplantae; Streptophyta; Magnoliopsida; Zingiberales; Zingiberaceae
Product: ethylene receptor 2-like
Exons: 3
Coding region: 453-2741 (762 amino acids)
Biological process (GO): phosphorelay signal transduction system; response to ethylene
Cellular component (GO): endoplasmic reticulum membrane; endoplasmic reticulum
Molecular function (GO): phosphorelay sensor kinase activity; ethylene binding; protein binding
Source: RefSeq, a predicted model, not a curated record